AUGACAAAUGGGACCAUGGUGACUGAGUUUAUUCGCAAGGGCUUCUCAGACACGCCUGAGCUGAGGCUCAUUAGCUCUGCAUUUUUCCUUUUCAUCUACUUCUUCGCCCUACUGGGGAACGCCUCCAUCAUCGCAGCUGUGACCAAAGAUCACCGUCUCCACACACCCAUGUACUUCUUCCUGAAAAAUCUGUCCUUCUUGGACAUGUGCUAUACCUCAGUCACCAUCCCCAAGGCUCUGGUCAACUCACUCCUGGGUUCUGAAGUCAUUUCCUUUCGGGAAUGUGUGGCCCAGCUCUUUUUAUUCGUAACAUUGUGUGCAACUGAGUGCUUCCUGCUCACAUCCAUGGCCUAUGAUCGCUGUCUAGCCAUUCAAAAGCCUCUCCUGUAUGGCAUCCUGAUGAGUAAGAAGCUGUGCAUAGAGCUUGUCAUGGUGGCCUGGCUAAGCGGAGCUCUCUAUGCCAUUUUUCACACCACCAACACAUUCUCUCUCCUGUUCUGUGGGCCUAAUGUCAUUGACCAUUUUUUCUGUGAUAGUUCUCCCAUCAUGAAGCUGUCGUGUACUGACCCCCACACCAACGAGGAAGUUGGAUUUGUAGUGGGUGGGUGCAUCAUUCUUGGGGCCUUUGCCCUCACCAUCAUCUCCUACAUUCUCAUCAUCUCCACCAUUGCUCAGAUGCCCUCGGCAGGUGGCCGUGGGAAAGCCUUAUCCACCUGCUCCUCUCACUUGACCACUGUCAUUCUGUUUUAUGUCACUGGGAGUUUUGCAUACCUGAGACCUACUUCUCAUUACUCACCCACUCAAGGUCGACUGGUAUCAGUGUUUUACUCCAUUCUGACUCCCAGCCUUAACCCUGUGGUCUACUGUCUUAGAAAUGCAGACAUGAAGGUGGCUCUGAAAAAACUAUUUGUCUCAUCCAAGUAG
Erinaceus europaeus (western European hedgehog) is the source of this 924-nucleotide messenger RNA. RefSeq names its product olfactory receptor 5AP2-like. The coding region runs from base 1 to 924 and encodes 307 amino acids. The transcript has a single exon. Gene Ontology annotation, cellular component: membrane. Gene Ontology annotation, molecular function: G protein-coupled receptor activity; olfactory receptor activity. NCBI's taxonomy places the organism in Eukaryota, Metazoa, Chordata, Mammalia, Eulipotyphla, Erinaceidae. The record is from RefSeq and is a predicted model, not a curated record. Gene Ontology annotation, biological process: G protein-coupled receptor signaling pathway.